AUGGGCUGCACAUCGGCCAAACAGGUGUCUGCGGUUCCCAGUGGAGAGGAGGAGAACAGCAAAGCCCAUAGCAAUGGGGACCUCCUCUCUGAUGAGUACAAGAUGAAAGCAGAGGAAAAAGUAAAGUACAUCAAUGGAGAAGAAGGAGGAGGAGACAGCCAGGACAGCACGGAAAAGAGCUGUUUGCUUGGAGCUGGUCACCAGCUGGAUCAGACGGACCCAAAUGGAGACGGCAAAAUCCUAAGCAUCCACUCGUCUGAGAGUCAGCAGGAGUUUUUCAAGAUGUUGGAUGAAAAAAUAGCAAAGGGACGAGACUACUGCUCUGAAGAAGAUGAUCUGACGUAG
Molecule: messenger RNA, 345 nt
Organism: Knipowitschia caucasica
Lineage: Eukaryota; Metazoa; Chordata; Actinopteri; Gobiiformes; Gobiidae
Source: the annotation of a GenBank genome assembly